GGGAUGGCAUUCCCUGUGGACCUGCUGGAGAACUAUAGUCAUGAAGAUCUGGAGAGUUCUGCAGAAGACUACCUUUCUGAUCUUAGGUGUGGGGAUCCGGAAAACCCAGAGUUCCUUUCUCUUGUCAAUAACGUCAAAAUUCCAAUUUGCUUAUCAACUGUAGGCUUUGUUCCUCUUUAUGGUGGAGAGGAGAGACACAAAGUCCUUGCUUUGUUUGCUCCGGAGGAUUCACUUGCAGCUGUUGCCCUGUUCCUAGCAGAUCAGUGGUGGACUAUUGAUGACAUUGUGAGAACAUCUGUUCUUUCUAGGGAAGGACUUCAGCAGGUGAAGUCCAUUGGGGAGAGAGUGGUUCUUUAUGUAUUAAAUAGAAUAAUUUAUCGCAAACAAGAAAUUGAGACAAACGAAUUCCCGUUCCUUUGUCAUGGUAGCCAUGAUUAUGCCAAGAUCUUAUGGAAGAAAGGAGAAGCAAUUGGCUUUUAUUCUGUUAAACCUACAGGGAGCAUGUGCAGUGCAUUUCUUACCCAGAGCUACCAGCUUCCAGUCCUGGACACAAUGUUUGUGAGGAAGAAACACAGAGGGAAAGAUUUUGGACUGCUCAUAUUGGAAGAUUUUGUGGAUUCAUUUACGGAAGACACACUUGGCCUGCGGUACCCAAUGACAUCUUUUAUGCGUGCUGCUUGUCAGAAGUACUUUGAAAAGUACCCAGGAGAUCAUGAUCUUCUGUGGGAAGUUGAAGGAGUGGGCCACUGGCAUCAGAGAACACUUGUCGCUAGUAUAUUGCAGAGAGAAACUCUCAAAUACAUAGGAGACUUGCAGAAGGAAAGCAGCAGUUCUCAGGCAGAGGAAAGUUUUUUGCAAUCUGCCGUGGACUUCAACACCUCAAAUGAACUAGCAUCUGAUCCCAGUGAUACACAGCUAAGUGUGGACUCUCAUAAAAACAAAGACAGCGUAGAUGGAUGUGAAGGCACUUCGGAAGAACUUAAUGCUGUGCCACUUUCUACUCGAUCUCGAAACAAUCAUCUGAAACGUCCCAAGUUGGGGAAAAGGAUCCAAGAAUCUGAUGUUGCUGAUGGUGAAGAUGGAAAUGUUUCUGAAGCAUCGGAAAACAGACUGGAACCUGCUGCUCGUAUGUCUGAAAGCUCAGAAGAGUUGAUAGAAGAGAUAGAAGAAAAUGUAGCUGAACAUGAACCGGAGGAGAUAACUGAAAAUAAAAGGCAACCAGUACAAGAAGUGCAACAGUUGUCUGAGAAACCAGAUGAGAAAGAGGAAUCGGAUGUAGAGCCGCUCAACGGAGAGCUAACAGAGCAUGCCAUCAAGGUUUCAUUGGUGACCGAAGGGGAAACGGUGAACGAAGCUGUGGACGGGGAAUCAAAGCUGCUGUCGGAUAGUUCAGAAGAAGCAACUUUAACUUUACUAGUCCCGUUAAUUCUUGACUCUUCAGAGAAAUCUCCUGAAGGCAGUGAGGACAAUAUGUCAGAUAAGGUUGAAAGUAUGGCAGAUUCAGAAGUACCACUAGAAGAGGAACAAGCACAUAGGAAAAGGGCUGCUGUCCAUAAUGCAGAUAUUGUUGCAUCAUCACAAAAAGAAGAGCCCUCUAAUAACGGCCUUUCAAACUCUGUAGCAACCGAAGCUUCAGAAGAUAACGUUUCUGAGAAUGUGUCUCCCAAUACCACCUCUUCCCUGGAAGAGCAAAGUGAAGGAGGGUCUGACUCGCCAGAGGCCCCUGUUGCUCUGGGUCAGGGGUCCUUAAUGAUGGUUGAACUGGAGGAUAUUGCAUACCAGCAACACACAGAGGGGCAAAAGAAUCAGAUGGACGAACAGUCUGAGGAGUCGGCCGAGCCAGCGUCGGAGAGAGCGGCAGACAGCAGUUCUGAGGAAGUGGAAGUGGAAGUUCCCAUAAUAGACAGGCGGACCUUACGAAGAAAGGCCAAAGGGUACAAAGGACCACCCAAGAAAAAAGGGAAGCUAAUUUAAACCGUGAGCCAUUGUUGUCACAGCUGGAACAAUUACUGU
This is a messenger RNA of Euleptes europaea (tarantolino), 2013 nucleotides long. It is a transcript of the gene FAM169A, whose product is annotated as family with sequence similarity 169 member A. The record is from RefSeq and is a predicted model, not a curated record. The transcript is spliced from 12 exons. The coding region runs from base 4 to 1974 and encodes 656 amino acids. Lineage: Eukaryota; Metazoa; Chordata; Lepidosauria; Squamata; Sphaerodactylidae.